Messenger RNA from Scaptodrosophila lebanonensis, 2244 nucleotides. RefSeq names its product cholinesterase 1. The coding region runs from base 46 to 1776 and encodes 576 amino acids. The transcript has 5 exons. The record is from RefSeq and is a predicted model, not a curated record. NCBI's taxonomy places the organism in Eukaryota, Metazoa, Arthropoda, Insecta, Diptera, Drosophilidae.
AGUUACGAUUAUGUCAAACAAUUGAAAGGGUUUUAAGCGAUAACGAUGUUCUGGUUCACAUGUUUUGUAUGUGUAACAUCAUUCGCUGUCGUUCAGUUUAGAUCGAUGCCUAGACGCGGCCUAUACAUGAUUUUGGCACUUUGCGGCUGUUUGAGCGCAGUUCUGAUCACCUGGAUCGUCAUUAGCAGCAGCGGCACCGCUGAUGCUCAAACAACUGAGCCAACGAUUACAGUUCAUCUGGAGGGCGGUCAAGGUGCAGUUUUAGGCAAUUAUGAUCGCACCUCGUGGACACAACAAAGUUUUAUGCAAUUUCGUGGCGUUCCCUAUGCAGAGGCUCCCGUGAAAAAGCUGCGUUUUCGCCCACCUGUUCCACGCUCACCCUGGUCAAAUACAUUCAACGGGCUGAACUAUGGACGACGUUGCCCGGUAAUCACUAACCUAGAUCCACUAGCGUCGGAUGCGCAAUUGGAGGACUGUUUGAAUUUGUGUAUUUACACUAAAAAUCUAACGGCUCGUCAGCCCGUCAUGUUUUAUGUCUACGGCGGGGGUUACUACAAUGGCUCGUCAUCCGAUCAUCCGCCUAACUACUUGCUUGAGCAUGAUGUGGUGCUAGUGGUUCCCCACUAUAGAGUGGGAGCCCUGGGCUGGUUGACAAACUACAGCCAGCAAUUGCCCGGAAAUGCACCAAUUGCCGAUAUUCUGUUGGCUCUGGAAUGGGUGCAACAGCACAUCCACGUAUUUGGCGGUGAUUCACAGCAGGUGACCAUUUUUGGACAAAGUGCCGGUGCUGGUGUAACCAGCGCAUUGCUGUUGAGCCCACGCACGGCUGAUAAUCGCCUCUUUCAACGUGCCAUUGUGCAGUCGGGGUCAAUUUUUGCAGGAUGGGCCGUAACCAAAGAUCCCAGUGCGCAAGCAAUACGAAUUUGCCAAGCACUGGGCUGCACCGAUUGUGAAAGGAAUGAUAAGAUAUUGCUCUUGUGUAUACUUGGAGCAUCGGUACGUGAUAUACUGGAGGCUACCAAAUCUGAAUCCUUUUCCCCCGUUGUUGGUGAUUUGCAGGACAUUUUGCCACAAAAUCCGAACGAACUUGUAAAGCAGUACAAUAGAAAAGUUCCACUUAUGACGGGUUUUACCCAACACGAUGGAUCAUUUGUCUUGGCCAGCUACUAUGAUGGACUGGAUGCCAAGGGCGUCAACAUAAGCGAUUUGAGUGUACGUCAGCUAUCUGAAGGUUUAAUAGCAAUGGUCAACGAUACGACCGGACUAACGGAUCAGCUGCUUUAUCGAUUGCUAUAUACUCCCUUUUUACUACAAAGUCAGGCCCAUAAGGAAGCUAUACCCUCAUACUUCGAUCUCACCUCCGACAUCUUUAUGAAAUCGCCCGUCAUAAGUCUGGCGACCAAACUGCAUGUCAGGCAACCGGACGCACCCAUCUAUGUCUACAGUUUUGAAUACGAGGGCGCUUACACGCGUUUCGGCUAUGAGUUUGGAAAUGAUCAGUAUCCGUUCAACGGUGGCGUUCAUCAUUCGAAUGAUAACAUAUAUCUCUUCGCUACGCAUCCUCUGGAGGGUGAGGAUACACGUAUGGCACAGCAAAUGGCUAAGAUUUGGACUUCAUUUGCACGUACCGGUGUACCCCAGGAUUUAAAUGCUUUAACCAGCACGAGCGGACCUUAUAACUGGCUAGGACUUAACGUCGAAGUCGGAGCAGAUAUAUUAGAAACGCUAACGGCCACCAUUGAUGAUCCCAACAAUUGGAGACUUGUGCGUACAUAAUAAGAGCCGUAAGCGAAGGGACGUGGUAACAGCGCUAUUAAUAUUGGAUAGAUCCACUUUUUGUUUUAAUAUUAGAAUAUUAAAAAUGCACGAAGUCUUCUGAGGAAGAGUGUCCAGAUAAGCAUAAAUUCUGUGAAAGCCUUAUUUGAAUCUACAAGAAUCUAAAUAUAUAUGCAAUACCUGUUAAAUAUAAUAAUAAUAAAUGAUAAUACAAACAUAGUAAUACACUUAUUAUUUAAAUUUUUCAACAAUUUGUCUGGAUGUUGAGAAAGAAUUUAACGUAAAUUUGUUGUAAAAAGUACAAAUCUUUUGAAGCUUUCUAUAAUACUAGUAUUAAUAAUUCUUGGAUGCGCCUAGAAAUUGUCAUUGUUGCUGAAAUCUGUUAUCAAUUUUCUGUUGGAUAAAAAAAUUAAUUUAAAUAAUCUAUAAUUUGCUUGGAAAAAGUUAUUAAAUUUUGUUUCAUUUGAA